CAGCCCGACAAUCUCGCGAAACAAGUGAACUAGGGAGGGAGGUCCAAAAUAGCACGAGACCCCUUUUACCUUUCAAUCCCGUAAAAUCCUCCCUCUUCUAGUCUUCCCCUGUCCAUGGCUGCAUUCUCCAAUCCGCCUCUCUCUUCUCCUUCGUCCCCCUCCCCGUCCCCCUCUUCUGUUUCCCAUCCUCUGCUACGGUCGAGUUCCGACCGCGCUGCCGAUUCUUCGUCUCUGCUUGCCUCGCCUCCUAUCGUGGAUCCUCACCCGUCGCCACCCCAAUCGAUCGAUCCCGGAGAAGAGCAUGUCGAAAUCGCCAAUUCCCUGCAGGAGUCUGAAUCCUACGAGGGUUUGCCCUCCCCUGCUGCCUUGCGUUCGAUCCUCGACUCCGCUGCCGCAGCCACUUCGCUUCCUUCGCCGCCUCCGGUCCUCGCUGUCCCGUCCUCCUCCCCGCCUAGGGUAGUUACAUACGACGACGACGACGACGCAGUGCCGCUGUCGCUGCUACACCUAUCUUUCAACCAGGACCACGGCUGCUUUACCGCCGGCACCAAUAGGGGAUUCCGAAUCUACAACUGCGAUCCGUUUCGUGAGAUAUUCCGCCGAGAUUUUGAUGGAGGGGGUAUCGGCGUAGUUGAGAUGCUGUUCCGAUGCAACAUUCUGGCUCUCGUUGGCGGCGGGCCGAAUCCGUGCUUCCCGCCCAAUAAGGUGAUGAUCUGGGAUGAUCACCAGAGCCAGUGCAUUGGGGAGCUCUCCUUUCGGUCGGAGGUCCUCUCUGUCCGGCUACGGAGGGACAGGAUCGUCGUCGUGCUCGACCAAAACAUAUUCGUCUACAAUUUUACUGACCUUAAGUUGGUGCAUCAGAUUGAGACAGUGCCAAAUCCCAAGGGUCUAUGCGCCGUUUCACAGCAUCAGGGAUCGCUGGUGCUGGUCUGUCCUGGUGGUCAGAAGGGGCAGGUCAGGAUUGAACAAUAUGGGGCGAGGCAGACUAAGUUCAUUAUGGCACACGAUUCAAGGAUUGCUUGUUUGGCACUGUCACAGGAUGGGCGAUUGAUUGCAACUGCAAGUUCCAAGGGCACUCUUAUUAGGAUAUUUAGCUCAGUGGAUGGGGAGCUUCUUCAAGAAGUAAGAAGAGGUGCUGAUAGAGCAGAGAUAUAUAGUUUGGCUUUCUGUUCUGAUAUGCACUGGCUAGCAGUCUCUAGCGACAAGGGAACUGUUCAUGUUUUCAGUCUCAAGAUUAAUUUAGGAUUGACAGUAAAUGAUAAACCUCGCCCCGCACCAGUUCCAAAUGCUUCAAUUUCAAAUUCACAUCUUUCUUUCAUCAAAGGAGUAUUGCCAAAAUAUUUCCACUCUGAAUGGUCGGUGGCCCAGUUCCAUUUGCAAGAAAAUUCACAAUAUGUAACAGCAUUUGGCCACCAAAAGAAUACUGUUGUUAUUCUUGGUAUAGACGGGAGUUUCUUUCGGUGCCAAUUCGAUCCUGUUACGGGUGGAGAGAUGAUGCAGUUGGAAUGCUUCAACUUCCUAAAUCCAGAAUCUCUCUAGUAAUAUGAUGUGCUUUACACUCCAUGGUUGAUUUACUGUGAUUUCCAUUCUCCAAUUAUAUCUCUGGUUAAAAUUUUGUAUAUAGACUACAAUAUGGGCAUGUAAAUUUUGCUCCUGCAGUAAAAUGUGUGUACUAGGUAUAAGGCUGAUUCUAAAUUUUGUUCCUUGAAUACUCUGAGUAUUUCUUCAAUCGCACUUUGCACAAGUUUGCGUCGCAAAACUGAUUUGUGUAGCAAAACUGAUUGGAGGGAAAAAUUAAGAAGGUUGAGUGUUGUACAAAUGAUGGC
Molecule: messenger RNA, 1826 nt
Organism: Zingiber officinale
Lineage: Eukaryota; Viridiplantae; Streptophyta; Magnoliopsida; Zingiberales; Zingiberaceae
Product: autophagy-related protein 18a-like
Exons: 4
Coding region: 115-1539 (474 amino acids)
Biological process (GO): autophagy of mitochondrion; nucleophagy; protein lipidation
Cellular component (GO): cytosol; extrinsic component of membrane; phagophore assembly site membrane
Molecular function (GO): phosphatidylinositol-3-phosphate binding; protein binding; phosphatidylinositol-3,5-bisphosphate binding
Source: RefSeq, a predicted model, not a curated record